Molecule: messenger RNA, 3498 nt
Organism: Leptosomus discolor (cuckoo roller)
Lineage: Eukaryota; Metazoa; Chordata; Aves; Leptosomiformes; Leptosomidae
Source: RefSeq, a predicted model, not a curated record
AUGGCGGGCGGGUGGCGGGACGUGGCCGGGGUGCGCAUCGCCCCGGCCGAAGUGUGCUUCAGGGACGCGGUGCCGGGGGGCUGCUACCGUGCCGCGCUCAGCGUCCAAAACCGGCGGUUGCAGUUUAAAUUGAUUGUGGAAAAUCCAGAAAAACCUGUUGCAUCUGGACUUCAAGUUACAGCUUUUGUGGAAUAUUAUCCUGAGAGUGAAGAGGAUCUUCAGGAUAGACUACUUCUUUUAAUAGAAGAUGACGUAGUUGAUAUCCCUCUGCUUGGAUUAAUUCCGUGCUGUUAUCUGGAAAUUGAGUCAGAGAUUAGUUUUGGUGCAGUGAUUGCAAACAAUAAAAUAAUUAGUAAAGAGAUUAGUAUUGCUAACCAUGGAUCAUCUUCAGGUACAUUUAAAAUAUCGUAUAGUGGGGUUGUCCUGCUUAACAUAGAACCUACCAGUGGCGUGGUAGAGCCACAAUCUGUAAAGACAUUUAAAGUGGACAUCUGCACAGAUGUACCCAGAAUCAUCAAAGAAGUGAUCAAAGUGGAGUUGGAAGGUCAUGGCUGCACUGAAGUACGGAUCAAAGCUGUUGUGGUUGAACAAGUUCUUAAAGUACUAGGAGUGUCUUGCGGAAAUGUCUUGGAAUGCAUUAACUUUGGACCAGUUUACUUUGGGUCUUCAAAAACUGAACAAAUAUCUUUAUACAAUGAAAGUCCUGAGUGUGUCGACUGGGUAGCAGUGCUGGAAGACAAUGCCAUUGGAGGAGAGAUGGGGACAGAUCUUCAGAGGAGCACAGAUGCUGUUUUACAAGACCUAAACCUCAAAAAUAGGACAAGAGAUGUAGAUGUUUCCACCUUGAUCUUGUGCAUUCCUAAUCAAGGAACCUUGCUGCCUUAUGAGAGUUCUUUGGUUACAUUGUGCUUUAGUCCAAAGUGAGUGAGUGUUAAUGACUUAUCACCGAAACAAGAUUAUGUGCUGUUUCUGAGGUUCGAAGCUGUUGGGAAUCAAGAUGGCUAUCUGCAGGCCCUCAAUGAUGGUGCCACAGCAAUCACAAGUAUUCAUCCUCAUAAUGUGGAGUUAGCUUUGACAGGUUCUGGGCUUCCUGUCAUGUUAACUUUUAAUCCGGGACCAGUUAUUAAGUUUACGGACUGUUUCUGCGGUGAACAAACACAAGUUCUGUGCACACUGAAAAAUGAGUCCAAGUCCCUUCCAGUAACAUUCAGCUUCCGCAAGACUGCUCACUUCAACAUUUCUCCUGAAAAAGGAAAAAUUAAAAAAAAUUCUACCAAGGAUGUGACGUUUACAUUUUCUCCACAUCAAAUAGGAACAUUUAAAGUGAAGCAAGUUGUCGACAUCAUUGGUACAGGACUAGAGAAAAAUAAUUUACAGAUUUCAAAGACAAAAUCUUUUCACCAAAUAGAUUUGAGCUUUAUUGGUGUGUGCAAAUCUAAACGAAAAAAGAUUCUAUUCAAAAUUAAUCCUGGUAUAACACCAAUGAUUUCCAAUGCAACUGGACAGUUUGUAGCUGAUGGCAUGGGACAGUGCACUGAUACGGCACCUGUGGCAAUACUUAAAUCAGCCCAAACAAAAAUUCAUACUCACAGGAUAAACAGGAAUUAUAAGGGUGAUUCACUUAUAGCUUUUCCUAAUGACCGCGCAGCCAGCAUUAGGCCUAGUGAAUGGAAUAAAAAGUACAGGACUAUUUUCACGAAGACUGAGAGAUAUAAUUAUAUAGAUCCAGAGUUUUCUUAUACUGACUGUGAACGACUGUCAAAAGAAGCAAAUAAGCAAUACUACUCAGACUUCAUUUCUAGUUUAAGACAGCGUCGUUUACAGAAAGAUGCUGCUAGGCAGUUUUAUAUGUAUAAUAAUUCUGUGAGCUUAGGCCUUAAACCAGCUGAAGGACUUAUGUCACCAAAGAUCUCAAUCACAGAUUUUCAGAAGGAGAAGCCACAGUUCAAAAUGCUUCCUUUAGAUGAGAAUUGCCUAUUAACUAGCCGAAAAUUGGCAGCAAUUGGUUCUAAAUCUCCAAUCGAAGAAAUUUGGGGUGGGCUUAGUGCUAUACCAUCUUCUACCCAAGAGAAGGAAGACUGUAGUCUAACUUUGACAUCCAAGCAGGUUCAUCAAAUACUCAUUGGUCCUUCUACUAUGGAUUUUGGUGAAGUAUGUGUGUAUUCUACAACAGCCAGAAAACUGCACAUCAUCAAUAACUUGUUAGUUCAUAUAUGGAUACAAAUUAUGGUUGAAAUUGAUGAAUUACGGCAGACGAGUCCCUUGUCUCAGGUGGUGCCUCCUCUUACAAAGACUCAUAUUCCAAUUGUAUUUGAGACAAACACUCUUGGAAUGUUUAAAAAAUCUUUCACUUACACGAUAAACAACCAACACCAUGGGCAAGUGCUGGUAGUUGCAAAUGCAGUAUCUGUUGAACUCGAGCUGUCUGCAAGGGAACUGAUUUUAAAACCUAUUCCUGGGUACCUAGCAGAGACAGAAUUUAGAGCAACUGUGAGGGUAUACAAUCCCAGAAACCAUCCUGCUAGCUUUGUGGAGGCCUAUAGAGAUCUGGAGUGUGAAAUUGUUUGGCAUCCAGGGUUCAACUCUCCAGAAGCAGGAGAAUUCAACUUGUGUGUCUGUAAAGGAAACACAAUUAAGUUGAAAUGUUUUGCGAAGCUUGGUACCACUAAAGUUCAGUUUAUGGAACAAAGGAUACCCUUCAGUCAUAGUCCAAUGGGUUUUACUACUUGUAAGACAGCCAUUCUUCAAAACAUAGGAUACAAUCAUGCAUACUUCCAAGUUCUUGAUUCAAACCCACUGCCUGGAAUGAUGAUCACCCCUUCUGAAGGGGUGAUACCUGUGGGAGGCCACGCUGAUCUCAACGUCUAUUUCACUCCAAGUGCAAAAAUGAGUUUUGAUACAAGAGUGGAGGUAGCGGUGCGAAAUUCAGGAGUAUUAGUGCUUAGGAUUGGUGGAUUCGUAGAGAUCCCUGAAAUAAACAUUAAUGUGGAACGAUUUGACUUUGGUGGUGUUUAUGUUGGUUCUACAAAAUCAAUUCCCUUUGUGCUGCAGAACAAUGGACAAGCGUGUACCAGAGUGGAGUUUGAUUUUUCUAAGUAUAAGGAUUUUAAAUUGAAUGCUAAUGACCAUUCAGUGGUUGACUACUGUUCUUCAAAGCCUUAUUUGUAUUCAGUUAACUUAAAGGGAAAGUCGACUUCACAAUGCUUGUUGUCCUUCAUGCCAAAAAAGGUGGCAGCAUAUGACUUCACUCUUCCAGUUAAUGCUCCUCGGGCUGACUUCACUUCGACACAGCCGAGCCCAGAAUCUGCAACUUCUGUUGGAUCUGCGAAGCACAUUGUUGCUCCUCGGCCACAGGCGGUGACUGUGGCUGUUCCAUUCUGUAGAGUUACAGCAGUUGUACUUAAAUCACCAUUGGAGUUCUCCUCAAUGGACUUUAAAUUUGCACAGCAUUCAAGUGGUAUGCAUUUCAAUAUUGCUGAUGAAAGUCUGAAUUCUCAG